Molecule: messenger RNA, 4334 nt
Organism: Priapulus caudatus
Lineage: Eukaryota; Metazoa; Priapulida; Priapulimorpha; Priapulimorphida; Priapulidae
Product: nascent polypeptide-associated complex subunit alpha, muscle-specific form-like
Source: RefSeq, a predicted model, not a curated record
CACUGACGGUGUUAUCACAGCCAGGGGGCGCCAGCAGCACCGACGGCUCGCAGAACGAGGAGCGUAAGAGAUUUCGCAAGCGGCCGGAUUCCGCAGACGCUAGCCAUCUAACGAAGAGUCCCACAUCGAAAGCUGUAGACGCAGACUCGCGCAGCACUCCGGCAGCAGCAGACGACGACACCACCCCCGCAGACAUGGGGAAAACAUUCUCCAAGAGACCCAGCUCCCCAAAGUCCCCCAAGUCAAAAAACAAGAAGAAAGAUGCGAAAAAAGGGAAGAAGGAGGAGGAGGCGGAGGAGCCAGAGCGGGUCGUGGCGGAAGAAGCAAGCAAGUCUGCCACUGGAGAGGUCAGGGAGCAGGCCACUGACGAUUCGACGCUAGAGAAGGAAUGCAAGGCCCUGGAGAAGACAGAGAGAGACAUGGAGGAACAGCUUCAGAAGCACGUGCAGAACCACGAGGCAGAGGCAGCGGCGCCCUCUAUCGACGGCAAACCAAAGCUUGUCGACACGUCGACUUUCCCAAGCAGCAGCAAAGGGGGGCUGCCAAAGUCACUCGAGAAGACGGCAGUGGUGCCGGCGGCCCAGGAGCCAUCAGAUCCGACGCCGCGGCGGCAGAAGCGUGGCGACGAUGUGGCAGACAAGAAGGCUGCUUGGCUGAGCAUUCCCAGCAAGGCUGAGCAGAGACCCAAGUCUCCCGGCGAGGCACGCCUCAAAGCCAUCGACGCGAAAUUCGUCGCGUCGAAAAAGGGCGAGGAUGCCGGCAAGAGGUUGGAGCAGACGCCUUCGCCAAAGCUCACGACACCAAAUAAAGCCACCCCAAGUAAUGCUACCCCAAUUGCACCCACCCGAAAUAAAACGACCCCAAGCAAAGUUACUCCCAGCGGUGCAACCGCGACCACAAAAGCCGCAGUGGGGUUUAAAGGCGGCGAGGUCGAUAGCAAGAAAAAUGAACAGGCGCCGUCGCCGAAACCCCUAGUCCCAAGUAGCCUGACCCCUAAAGUUGCGGUUGUUGCUAAGACGACGGAUGCCAGCAAUGUAAGCCAUGGUUCGCUACCUUCACCAAAGUCCCUGGUCCCGAGCACGGUGACAGCUAAAGCUCCAGCCAAGGCUGAUACCGACGAGACCCCUAGCAAGAAAAGCGAGCAGUCGCCAUCUUUGGCGUCCCCCACCCCAAGUACUGAGGCCCCGAAAGCUGCCCCCAUAAGUAAACCUGAUGCGCAGUCCCCCGCCCCCCAGAAACCCUCACCGUCCCUUGAAAGCACGCCGGUAGUUAAACUGACACCUCGACCCGGAAAGCCUGUAGUGAGCGAACCUGUGUUAGAGCCACAGAUGCGCACCAAGCCGUUGGAGUCCGCGUGGCGCGCGAAACCCAAAAACACGAGCAAACCAGCAGCUGAGGCGCGGCGCCCGGACGCUGCCUCCACUGUGAAGACGAAAUCUAGUCCAGCCAAUCGAGCGUCAACCGUCGCCGGGAAGGAGCCCGUCAUCGACGUGAGGCAGCCAAUCACGUCGGGAGCGAAGACAGCGAGUCACGAGACGUCUGUAUCGGACGCGCAGCGACCCGUCGUGAGCGAGGCCACAGCGGCCGGGGGUCGCGACCCCGACCCCAAGAUGGCGGCCUUCCAUCCGGUGCAGGAGCAGCCGAAACUCACGGUGAAACACGCCGUCAAGGUGGGAGCGUUCACCAAGGGCGACGACGCGGCGACGAAAGCGGCGCCACCUACGACGGAGAAAACCCGCGAGUUGCAACCCGAAUCGAAAUCGGCGAGCAAUGUGCCGGCAGGUGGCGCUGGCGGUCUGCGGGUCGAGGCGGACGUGGCGCGGCCGCUCAGCAGCGAGUUUAAAAAAUCGCCCAUUUACGAGCCGAUCCAACUGUCGAGCGACAAUGCGCACGCGCCACCCUACAUGCAACAGUCGGCGACUCUUGAUCCGGGGCGGGCGUCGCAGCAGGAGGCUCCCCCUGGUGGUCAGCAGAAAUCCACAACGCUGCCGGCUAAACUAGAACCGGAAGUGAUGCCUAAGGUGGCAGCACCGGAGGAGUCGAUCGACGAGUUUGUGUCCGCGGAUAGCGACACGACCGGGGAAUUCGAGUCUGUGUCUGAGACACUAUCCGGAGCGAUCCCGGCCGCCUCAGGCCUCAAAAAACCAGAUUCUCCUCCCGAGAAAACGACGCAAGACGGCGCCACUGUCGGCCGGCGACUUUCGGGCGACGCGCGUUCGCCAGAGCGGAAGAAAGGCAUCCUGAAGUCGGCCGCGAAGCUAGGCGACGCCGCAAAGUCGCCCGAGCGGCGCCCCGUCCGCAUGACAACGCCAGAGGGCGCCUCCGUCGACGACGAUCUGCCAAAGUCGAUCCUGAAGUCAGCGUCGUUCGACGACGACGUGGACCGGCCGUGUAGCCGCAGCCGUAGCCUCGAGGAACCCAAGUCCAUCCUGAAGCAGGGCAGCGGCAGCGGCGGCGGCGGCGGGGGCAGCCGCGGCACGGACAGCGACGAGGCGGCGGAGGUCACCUCCAUCCUAGUCCGGCGCCGCUCCAGCGGCAGCGACGCCGAGCGACGAUCCAUCCUGAAGUCUACGUCGCCGUCCCCAGCGCCGGCGCCCUCUAUCCUGAAGUCCCGCAGCAGCAGCUUGACGUCAGCGGACGGCGCGCCCGUCUCCAUCCUCAAGGCGCGAUCGACGGAAGACGUCGAGGAGUGGCCGCACUCCAUCUUGAAGCAGAGUAGCGCUCCCACGCAGCCGCAGCCCGUCGGAAUCCUCAAGACUCCGGAAAGGUCCGAAUCGGAAUCGGAAUCAGAAUCCGAGUCGGAGUCGGAGUCGGAGUCGGAGUCGGAGUCGGAUUCGGACGUUUAUCGUGGAGCGGAGCGGGCGCGCGCGCUGCGGGAGCGUGUUGCGAUCAUAUCUGUCGCGGAGGGUGCCGCGCCCGAGCUCGCCUCCAUCCUCUCACUGCGGCGCGAGCGCGAGGACCUCCCCGAGGACGACGUCAAGCGCGUGCUCGACAGCGGCAAGGAGAAGCCCGGAGCGAGGCGCCCCGGCGAGGAGGAGGUGCCGGGGGAGGAGGAGGAGGGGGAGGCGGCCGUGCGCGGGGCGGGCCGAGAGCUCGAACCGAAGCUGCGGCAGCGGCAGGAGGCGGUCGUCGCCGGCGACGCCGGAUCGGCGAUCGACACGCGUUUCGAGCAAGCGCGCGUCGCGAAGCAAGCGAGCCUCGAUGCGGACGAGGUCGCCGUGGCAACGAGCGGCGCCGGGAAGGAGCUUGCGCCAAAGCUGCUGCAGCGUUACGGCGCCGAGGCGACGGACAUCGACGAACGCAUACAGCGCGGAAAGCAGCCGCCGAGCGCCGUGGCGACGAGCGGGGCGGGGAAGGAGCUCGCACCGAAGCUGAAGGAGAGGUUAGAGCGCUCCGUGCUGUCGGACGAGGAAGACAUGAUCGAUCUGAAGAUCCAGCAGGCGCGCACGCAGAAGAAGGACAGGGAGGAAGGGGAUGAGGAGGAGGAGGGGGAGGAGGAGGAGGAGGACAUACGGGCAGCGUGCCACGAGCUGCAGCCGAUCCUGAAGAAACGGCGCGAGUUCGCUCGUAAGGCGCUCAGCAUUGACGACAUCGACGAGAGGUGGCGCCACAUGGCGGCAUCCGGCAGCAGCUCGGACACGGACACGGUGCCGGCAGGGGGCGCGUCGGCCGAGCUGGCGGAGAGGCUGCAGCUGAGGAGGAAGAGGGAGGAGGAGCUGCUACAGCAACAGUCAGUGUCCGGGGAUGAGGGAGGUGAGGUGGCCUGUCCCGUCGAUGCCAUCGUUGCCCUGAAGAAGCAGCUGCAGAGGCAGGAGCAGGAGGAGGUGAAGGAGGAAGCUAUCGACGAAGGAGUAGAGGAGCCACGCGAGGUGUCCAUUCAGGAGAGGAUCACCCGCAUGCAGACAAAGCUGGAGAAGAGUAACAGUGGGGUGUCAACUCCCGGCAAAACGGCAUCGUCGAUCUUCAGAAGGCCGACAUCGGAACUAGACGACAAGUACAAUCGUCUGCUGAAGGAGUUUCCGGUCGUGUCAGACGAACAGCUGCUGUGCCGUGUAGCUGAUCCGAGGUCUGAGGUGCAGGACCGGUCGCGUAGGCAGCGGCGGCACGACCGUACGAGUGAGCGCUACCGCACACAGCCCAUCACGUUUGGAGAACACGGCGUUGUGGACCCUAGUGAUAAGGGUAAGGAGGCUCCAUCCGAGUUCAAGACAGAGGUGCUGAAGAAGUCGGCCGAGGUGAACGUGUUUGAGCAGAGAGAACAGGAGCUGAAGAAGAGACCAGUGCUCGGCUUCCCCAGCACCCAGCAGCAAGAGUUCCCGCAACCCUUCAGGUGA